AUGCCGACCAAUCGAGCUGCUUGGAUCAGGGGACCAAAGUCCUAUCCCUUGGAGGUGGGGCCAGCCACGUUUCCGACUCCGAAGUCGGGUGAGGUUAUCAUCAAGGCCCAAACCUAUGCUCUGAAUCCAGUCGAAUGGAAAGUCCAAGAACAAGACUUCUUUGUAAAGACCUACCCGUUCAUCCUCGGCGCUGACGUUGCAGGUUAUGUUGAAGAUGUUGGCGAAGGUGUUACUCAUGUUCAAAAGGGCCAACGUGUCAUGGGAUACUGCAUUGGCUUGGGAGUAAACGACCCAGCAUUUGGUGGUUUCCAGCUCUACCCUACUCUGUUUGCUUCGUUGGUCUGUCCAAUUCCGGAUAGUCUGAGCUUCAACGAGGCAGCCGUGGCUCCCCUUGCUGUGACUACGGCAGCGGUGAACCUAUACCACCGCUCUCACCUAGGCUUGCCACUUCCAAGCCUAAACCCUCAACCCAGUGGCAAGGCCAUUUUGGUCUGGGGCGGAUCAUCUUCAGUCGGUUCUACGGCUAUUCAGUUAUCUAUUGCUUCUGGUCUGGAAGUAAUAAGCACGGCGUCGAAGCUCAAUCAUAACCUCGUCAAGUCCGUUGGUGCGACUACCGUCCUUGACUACAAAAGUCCUACCAUUGUGCAAGACGUUGUGUCUGUGCUGUCAGGUCGUGAACUUGUUGGCAUCUUUGACGCUAUUUCAGAGCCAGAAUCCAUCAGACCUGUCAGCGAAAUUCUCGAUCAAGUUGGCAGCCACAAAGUUGGUCUUGUGGUGCCACCAACAAUCGAGCUGUCCAAGAACUUCAUCCCCACAUUGUCGCUUGCUUUUGAGAUCUUGAAUAAUGAUGAAAGCAAGGUUUUGAACCACAUAUGGCAGGAAUUUCUGCCCGAAUCUAUUCGCCGAGGUAGCUUCCAACUCCAGCCUCCCCCGGUCAUUGUUGGCAAGGGCCUUGGUCACAUCCAGCAAGGACUAGAUAAGUUGAGAUCUGGAGUCUCAGGUCAAAAGUUUAUCGUGCACGUCUGA
Messenger RNA from Fusarium odoratissimum NRRL 54006, 1026 nucleotides. RefSeq lists its product as uncharacterized. The coding region runs from base 1 to 1026 and encodes 341 amino acids. The transcript is spliced from 5 exons. Gene Ontology annotation, molecular function: oxidoreductase activity, acting on NAD(P)H. The record is from RefSeq and is a predicted model, not a curated record. NCBI's taxonomy places the organism in Eukaryota, Fungi, Ascomycota, Sordariomycetes, Hypocreales, Nectriaceae.